Lachancea meyersii CBS 8951 is the source of this 1035-nucleotide messenger RNA. NCBI's taxonomy places the organism in Eukaryota, Fungi, Ascomycota, Saccharomycetes, Saccharomycetales, Saccharomycetaceae. The record is from the annotation of a GenBank genome assembly.
AUGACUCAAAAUUCAAAAGCUUCUUCGAAAAUUCAAAUUCCCAUUUGGCUGGAUUGUGAUCCAGGCCACGAUGAUGCCGUAGCUAUCUUGCUGUCGUGCUUCCUUCCUCAGUUUAAACUCCUGGGCAUCAGUGCUUCCUAUGGUAACGCUCCACCAGACAAAACUGCCUACAACACCCUGUCGCUGAUCACCGCAAUGGGGAAACAAAAUCAAAUUCCAGUUUACGCCGGUGCUCAGAGACCCUGGGUUCGCAAACCUAUAUAUGCGCCCGAUAUCCAUGGUCAGUCCGGCUUGGACGGCACAUCGUUGCUUCCCGAACCCAAGGCUCGUCUUUGUUCUGACCAAAGUUAUCUAAACGCAAUGACCAACGCAAUAGAGGCAUACACAGGGACUAUAUCCAUUGUUUCUACAGGCUCUCUUACCUCCACAGCUACUUUGUUUAAUGAAAGACCACAUUUGAAGUCGAUGGUCAAGUUCAUCAGUGUCAUGGGCGGAGGCAUCAACGAGGGCAACAGAAACGAAAACGAAACUGCCGAGUUCAAUAUCUGGAUAGACCCUCAUGCUGCUAACAUGAUUUUCCAGGACCCAAUUCUUAGCUCCAAAUGCAUUUUGGUGCCUCUGGACCUCACCCACCAAGCCAUAGCCACUAAGGAAAUCGAACUCAUGGUUUUAUCAGAUGGCUCUUCGAAUCUAAGAAGACUCUUUUAUGAGCUUUUCAUUUUCUUUGGCCAGAGCUACGAACAUGCCCAAGGUUUUGAGACAGGGCCUCCCGUACACGAUCCCUUAACGCUGAUACCACUGCUGGAAUUCUAUCACAUCGAAACUCAUGAGACUGUAGCCUUUGAGUAUAGACGGCUACAACUACAGGCCAUAGAUCAUGAAAAUAGCCCCAAUUUGGGACAAACUAGAGUCCUGAAAGAAUACCCGAAAACCUGUGAUACCGGGACCAUUGUUGGGUUUAAACUCAAUAUGCUUUACUUCUGGGACCAAGUAAACCUGGCGCUUGGAUUGGCCUCCAAAAGUGCUACUAUAUAA